AUGGCCGAUACAACAACCCACGAUACCGUCGGCGCAUCAACCAUGGCCGCUCCGUAUUUCUCCCCUUCCUCGCCGUCACCGUCUGAUCAUCCCCCAAUCGACUCGCCCGACCGUCUUCCAAGCCCAGUCAGUAGUCCGGGGGCCCGAUCACCGUCUGGAUCACCGCCUUCCACCCGUGAAGCUUCUCUCGAGCGUGCGGCCCGGGAGCUUGAUGCGCGUCUCGCUCAAUACACCGUCGAUUUCAGCCAGUUCCCCAGUGGACACGGACCCGAUGACGCUAUAGAUGAACAACCAGAGAUCGAGGAGGAAGCAGAUCGGCUAUCAGCUGUCGGUGGGCCCGAGGAUUUUACUGCCAAUCUGGAACGCUAUCUACUUGGGGAGGAGGACUCGGUAGACCAGGACAUUCACGACGAGGACAAGGACCAGGAACAACCCCAGGAAGCGUUAGAUAGCGAGCCAGAGCUGCCUCAAUCCCAGGAAUAUGAGCAACCAGUCCGAUCAAGUACGGCCCAGUCGCAACAACCGGCAGUGGAAGAUGAGGCAGAGCUUGGCGAGUACAGCGAAUUUGGGCCUCCGGUCGACAUGUCUACUCCGUCGCAUCUGCUGCGCCGCAAUGUGGCCCCUACCCGAGAAGUGACGCACCUCGAAGAUAUCGAAGAAGAUCCGAAUGAUGACCCGAGUCUGGUAGCAACGCCAACUGCUCGUAAGCCGAAGUCACCAACCAACAAAGAUGUGAAACAGGCGGACGAGGACCUACGGCGGCAAAUUUCCGAGUUGACGCAGGCCGUUAAAGACCGUGAUGAUCAACUAGAGAAAAAUCGAAAGCGCGUUCUUGAAGCGGCCUCCGCCGGGGAAGAGAUCAAGCACCUGCGGGCCGAGCUGCAGAGAAAGAGUGUCCUCCUAGAAGAGCUUCAAGAAGGCCACACAGACAGGACCGGAUCGCGGAGAUCCUCUGUCAACACAUCCGAGUUCAAUACCCUUCAGAAACAGAUCGCUGACAUGCAAAGAGACAUGCAAACACACAACUCCAAUGCAGGCAUUGAUGCCGAGCGACUAGAGACAAUCGCGAUGCUGCGUCAACAGUUAUCGAUGACUCAGGAGCAAUUAAGAAAGCGGGAUGCGACUCUCGACGAGACUAUUGCGAAACUGAAAGAGGUCACUGCAGCUAAAGAGCUUCAGCUUCACGAAAAGAAUGCAGAGAUUGACAGGCUCCGUGGCCAAGUCGACUCCCAGCGUGUGGAAAUGGACAAGCUCGAGAUGGACGUCUCGCGCACUCACCGGGAAUAUCGGGUUCUUGAAGAUCAAAUGGUCUUGCUCGAAACCAAGAAUCGCCCAUUAGAGGAGAAAAACAGCACUCUUGAGGCCGACUUGACCCGCGCCCAGUCACAGGUAACGGCACAGGAGACCGCCCUAAAAGCGAUGGCAGCAGACCUACCAACCGAUACACCGGGAGGAACAUAUAGUGAAAUUCUCGAGUUAAUCAAAGAUUUGGGCCCGCCGAACACCAGCCGUCCCGCAAAGCCCAGAGACAGCGGCGACCAGGAAUUAGAACUGAUAUUCGAAGAGCUGGCCAAACUGCGCACAGAAUCAAGUGAACGAGCCACAACCAACAAAACCCUAGAGGCGCAACUAUCGCGUGCCCACGAUCAAGCCGCAGAAUCCCAACUCCUCAUCCAAUCCGUCGAGGCAGAGAACACGCGCCUCACCAAACAAACAGAGGAACUCAAAUCUACAUUCGAUCAAACCCACGAUGACCUCAACCGUCUUCGCACGCAAUACUCUGAAGCCGUAGAGACGAUCGAACGCCUCCAAGAAACCCGGCAAACUCAAACUCGGCCCCAGGCUCAAUCACAGCAGCCCAGCCCUCCAGCAACGCCUCAUACAAACUCCAACCUGGAUGCAACUCACAAGGCCCAAAUUGCCAACCUCAAAACCGCUCACUCAACAGCAAUCUCCACUCUCCGCUCCGCGCACGCCGACUCAACACGCAAACUGCGCGCUCACCUCGCUGCCUCUGAAAAGCGCGAAGCAGACCUUCGCGCUGAACUAGCCCAAGACCAAACGAGGCCUCAGAGCCAGCACAGCAACGAGGACAAAGAGAACUCGCACAAGGACGAAAUCGACUCGCUCCGCACCGAGAUCAAACGCCUGCAUGGCAUCAUCGCAUCCAAAGACGAAACCGCUGCCGCAAUGGACCUGCGCAUUGCCAAAUCUGUCGAGAAGCGCGAGCGCGAGUGGGAGCGUCGCGUUGAGUUACUACUCAAGGAGCGUGAGAGAAUGGGCAAGGCUCUGCUAUGGAGCUGGGGAGAGAAAGAGAACCCCCGGGACAAGGAUAGUAAGAGCAGGGGUGGCAGCAAACCUACAACAUCGGGCGAAAAUGAUAAAGAGAAUGUAGACGAGGACGGAAAACGGAGACAGCCGUAUCGGUAUAAAUACGUGAAGCGGACUUGA
Messenger RNA from Aspergillus puulaauensis, 2451 nucleotides. Its product is annotated as putative spindle pole body associated protein SnaD. Bases 1 to 2451 code for a protein of 816 amino acids. NCBI's taxonomy places the organism in Eukaryota, Fungi, Ascomycota, Eurotiomycetes, Eurotiales, Aspergillaceae. The transcript has a single exon. The record is from RefSeq and is a predicted model, not a curated record.